AUGAGCAACUACCGCGCGAGCGCCUAUACCUUUGGCGAGCUCUCCCGCCCCAUGGAGGACCUCGACGACGCCAUCCGCGAGACCCAAGCGCGCCGCGAUGCCGUGGCUCCCGGCCGCGCCGUGGUCCACUGGUUCAAAGGGGACCUACGCACCCAGGAUAACCGCGCGCUGUACCUCGCCGGCAAGAAGGCUGCCGCCGCGCGGAUACCCCUCGUGUGUCUGUACAUUGUUAGUCCCCAGGACUUCGAGGCUCACCUGACGUCUCCGGCCCGCGUAGACUUUAUCUUUCGCACGCUCGAGGUCUUGCGGGCUGACCUUGCCGCGCUGGACGUACCUCUGCACGUCGAGACGGUCGAGAGGCGCGCGCGUGUCCCUGAACGGAUCGCCGAGUUACUAAAGGGGUGGGGCGCGAAGCACUUAUUCGCCAACAUGGAGUACGAAGUCGACGAGCUCCGGCGCGAGACCGACCUUGUGCGCCUGCUCGACGGAGAUGGCGUGGCCUUUACCCUCGAGCACGAUACCUGCGUCGUGGCCCCGGCAGCCUAG
This is a messenger RNA of Parascedosporium putredinis, 546 nucleotides long. NCBI's taxonomy places the organism in Eukaryota, Fungi, Ascomycota, Sordariomycetes, Microascales, Microascaceae. The record is from the annotation of a GenBank genome assembly.